Eimeria acervulina is the source of this 1866-nucleotide messenger RNA. RefSeq lists its product as hypothetical. The transcript is spliced from 11 exons. Gene Ontology annotation, molecular function: transcription coregulator activity. Gene Ontology annotation, biological process: regulation of transcription by RNA polymerase II. The record is from RefSeq and is a predicted model, not a curated record. Bases 1 to 1866 code for a protein of 621 amino acids. NCBI's taxonomy places the organism in Eukaryota, Apicomplexa, Conoidasida, Eucoccidiorida, Eimeriidae. Gene Ontology annotation, cellular component: nucleus; SWI/SNF complex.
AUGCUGACGCCGCGUUCACUGCAGUGGGGGCCUUUCCGCUUAGCGGGACCCUUCCUGUGCUGCAGUGCAGCAGCAGCAACCCCAGCAGCAACUGCAGCAGCAGCACGUGCAGCAGCAGCAACUGCAGCAGCAGCAACUGCAGCGGCAGAAGCAACAGCAGCAGCAGCAACAUCGUCUGUCUGCUACCGCUGCAGGAGCUGGCAGCCUCGCUGUACCGCUGCACCUACAACGCUAACAGCAGCAGCAGCAGCAGCUGCUCCUGCUGCUGCUGCAGGGCCGUGUGCUGCAGCUGCUCUUUCAAGGCGCGCGAUGCAUGCAGCAGCAGCAGCAACAAAAGCAGCAGAAGGUGCAGCAACGACAGCAGCAACAGCAGCCGAAACACCAACAGCAGAAACAGAAGCAGCUGCAGCAGCAGCAGCAGCAACAGCAGCAGGGGAUGAAGGAGGAAGCAGCAGGCAAUACACAGUUGCUGCUGCCUCAAGACAAUUUGCUGCUGCAGUGCCGCUGCAGCUGCUACGAGCAGCAGCAGCAGCAACAGAAGCAGAAGCAGCAGCAGCAGACUUCGUUCCUCUCCGCGCACUAUGGAGGCGUUGCGUGCAGCAGCAGCAGCAGCAGCAGCAGCAGCAGCAGCAACUGGAGUUGGGGGGUGAUGAGGACCCUCUAACCCUUGAACACGUUUGCCUCCUCCUUGAGGGAUGUAUUGCUGCGAGGGUGCGGGAGUUUGCUGUCAUCGGCUCUGUUUUGUCUCUGGGCGCAGCAGCAGCAGCUUCAAACCCUUACACUCUGCUGCAGCUCUUGCCCCGUGUAAGUAAGGCCGUGCGGCGUUUGGGUUUUCUCCACUUUGAUUUUUUUGAAGAUGCACAAAACCAAAUGCAGCGAACAAACCCCCAAACAAUUGCUUCUUUGUGGAGCGCGUCGGAUGUUUGUGCUGUUGCUGAGGCCUUUGCUGCCCAGCGAAUGCCUUCUGCUGCUGUUGCAGCAGCAGCAGAAGCUGUGCUGCAGCAGCAUCAGCAGCAGCAGCAGCAGCAGCAGCAAUUGGUUCCGUUUGCUGCUGCUGCUCGCCUGCUGUUGGCUUUCGCGCAGCUAGAUGUACAUUCCGCUGCUGUGCUGCAGCCGCUGCAGCAGCAGCUGCAGCAGCAUCUGCAGCAGCAGCAGCAGCAAGUGGCGAUGCAGCGGGAAGAAGCCCUUGCCUUAGGCGCUGCAGCAGAAGCUGCUCUGCUGCUGCAUCACCACCAGCAGCAGCUGCAGCCGUUAGCAACAGAGUGGGGCCCUCUGCUGCUGUCUUGUCUUGAGAGGCAAAUUCUUCUGUGCCGCUUAGCACUGCGUACCCUCGACCGCCCAUUGUAUGAACGUCUUGAUGGGAGAACGCGGAGCAUCCUUCGGCAGCUGCAGCGCAUGGAAUUGACUCUAAGCCCGAGGCCGCCGACAGUCUUUGUUCAAAAGUUUAGCGCCAUCUUGACGAAGCUUCGGAUCGCUCACCAGACCUACGCAAUGCGAGGGGUUCUCUGCUUCGAUAUUUUAGAGAGAGAUCGCAAACUCGCGUGGUGCUGCGACAGCGCCGAUCGUUUUUAUGUUGGCACCAACAUCAAAACCGCCGCAGUUCGUCUGCAAGAGAAGAUUGUGCGGGGUUUGGGUAUUCAUGUAGCGAACUGCGCGUAUUGGCAGUGGAACAAAAUGAAGGCGAGGCGGACCCGCAUUGAAUACGUGCGAAUGAGUCGUUACUAUGCGCUACAAGAUCGCAGGGAGACGAACUUAGAAUUUGAAGGGUGGUUGCUGCCUCACGUUCAUCAUAUACACCGCAAAAAUAAUAUUGAGGCUUUUUGUCAUUUUCCUAAUAAUCAGCCUGUUGGACAUAUUGUCUACUAA